UGAUCAUCUUAAACUGUAAUUCUUCCUCACAAUCUAUUUAAGAAACACUAAGGUCUACGUCAUAGCGUGAAUGCUGCCCAGCAAUGUACCUGUAAGACAGAAUGGUCGCCAACGCCGGCAGUAUAAACCCAACUAAUGUGGAGGCUACGGCAUACAUAAGUGCUGUUGCCGCUUUCGCUGUGGUGGUGCUCGUGGUGCUGCUGUUCCUUGGCAGACGCUGGUGUUACAGCGCGGUCUUCGGUCGCAAGUGCUGCGAUGACAUACUCACCGUAAAUGCUACUAUUGCCUCUCCAGGCCUCCCAAUCGAAAAUGCUCCGUUUGAUGCUUUGUCGAAACCGAACCAUUACCCCGAACGUAUAUUCAAAUUCGAGGCCUCGGACGAGGAUGAGGAGCUGCGUUUGCGCAUCCAACAGGACAAGGAGGAGGUGGAAUGCAGGUAUGAGGAGAAAAAUGAAAACCAGGUCCAAUCGAAGGUGGAAGUAGAGCUGAUAGAGACCAGCCUGAGAGAGACGAAGAUUGAUGAUGUGGUCCAACAGAGAGCGGACUACAUACACACACUGGAAGCUCAGAGCAGCGUCGAGAGUGACGUCAUUGCCCAUAAUGAUACAUCUCUAUUGUGUAGUGAUAGUGGCUCUGAGAGGGGAUGCGUUGAGUUAACGCUACUAUUUGACGCGCCCGUCCGCAAUAUGACGGUACACGUGCUGCAAGCACGCUCUUUGCCGCACAAAACUGGCUCCCAAGUGCUGCAGAGCCAGGUCAGAAUAGUUCUGUUGCCUCUGAAGAAGCAGAAAUAUAAAUCUAAAAUACGUAAUGGAGAAAAUCCACAAUAUAUGGAAAGUUUUGUUCUGCAUAAAAUUAAUCCAGAGGAUGUACACGGGAUGGGAUUACGUAUCAGGAUAUACGGCUGCGAGCGAAUGCGCAGACAGCGUUUGCUGGGGGAAGCGAAUGUUAGCUUUGCGACCCUCAAUUUCGAACUCGAGAACAACUUGUGGCUCCAACUUGCACCAAGACAACAUCACCAGCCAAGUCUACAGCUCCCUAAACUAGAUCCAAGCCACUCCAUUGCGGGGGUGCUAGCGAGUCCGUCGUCUAUAACGACCGUGUCACCGGGUGGUAGCGGGGAGGCCUGUAGCUUGGCGCGAUCAGACUCUGCCUCCUCAUGCUGCAGCACUCGCUCUGCACCUGAACUACUCCUCGGACUGCAGUACAACCCCACCACAGGACACUUAUCUGUUGAGAUAAUAAAAGGCACUCAUUUCCGAAAGCUAUCUCCAAAUAAGGCACCGGACACUUACGUCAAGCUAUGCCUCAUCAGCUCUCUUGGAAUGGAGAUGGGUCGCUGCAAGUCCACUACCCGCCGUGCUCAGUCCAACCCCCUCUACAAGGAACUGUUUAUAUUCCAAGUUGCACUUUUCCAACUGACGGAAGUAACGCUGAUGGUGUCUGUGUGGUGGCGUCGGAGUGUCAAGCGCAAUGAAAUGGUGGGAUGGUUCUCCUUGGGACACAGUUCUUCUGGGCGAGAGGAGGAAAGACACUGGCACGAGCUGUGUGAGCGACAAGGACAACAGGUCCAACGCUGGCACGUGUUACUGGACUCUUGAGGGUCCCUGACAUAGCGUGUCCAGGACGCGCCCGUUUGAAUCCGUCUCGUGCCGUUGACGCGCACGACCUUUGCCCCGCGGCGUCUCCUGUGGCCGCACCACGACGGUGCUUGUUAAAGGACCUCACCCAGCCUCAGACACGGCUCUGGAACCUGCGUCCGCUUGCCACUUGUGACCUUGCGAUCCCCGACCUCAGAGGUCUCUCGAAUGUAACGUCUCAUUUAGACGCACCCACCUCUGAGCUCUGUGUGUUGUUGAAUUAUACUCGAUGUGCUUAUAUUUAACUGUUCUUAUGCGGAUCGUUUUCGACUGAACAAGUUUUGAUGUUAAAUGUAAGAUGAAUAUACAUAACGAGAAAACUAUUAUACAAUUGUAUCGAAUACAUUGAGAAACGCUGUCGUAAAGUGACGUAGAGUUAACAUUAAAAGAAUGAAAUGUUUGCAAAGCUUAUAAAGUGUGUAUGUUAAUAUCGAUUUGAUAUUCAAAGUAUAAUUUUGUUUGGUAUGUAUAGGACGGUGGAGACUUGGAGCGCACAAACCAUGUGAGAUAGGAUAAAGUAGCGAAAGAAUAUUUAUUGAUAUUAGAUAUAUUAUACAAUUACUGUUAUAAUCUUUAUUACUUGUUAGGGUUGUACAACUUUUUGCUAAUAUUUAAAUAGUUUGAUUUUUUCAUAUGGCGUUAUAUAUGUAUACUUUACUUAAGAAGUUAAAGGUGGGUUAUGAAUCUGCACGAGCCAUUGAUUAUAUGAAAUUUUAUAAACAAAAAUAUCUUUUAACAAUCGUAUAUAUGUGUAGGCAGGGACCGGUGAGGAGUUUGACAAGACGAAUGCACAAAUAUUAUAAGUUCAUAGAAAUUUAGCUGAGAUAUUUUUAUAUAUAUUAAAGCCAACUUCCAAGCUUUCAUUUUAUAAUAGAUAACAAAAUUUUUUUAUCGGAAUAUUCACGAUAUUUUUCUCUUAAUUAAAUAAGAAAUGUAAAUAAACUCGCAUUGAAAUAAACACUAAAAUAGUUGUAGGUGAGUAGACGUUAUGAUUUAUUAAAAAUUAUUCUUAAUAAAAUCUAAUGUGAAUUCAAUUACGUUCUAGUGACGAAAAUAGCUUUUUUUUAUAUUUAUAUAUAUUUAUUAUGGAACGUAUACAAAAAUAAAGGCGGGUAAAGUGAAGCGAGGUAAAGUAUUUGUCCAUGUAUGUUAUCAUUGUCUUCUUCAUUCAUUCAAAGUGUUGAAAUGAAAAUUUUUAUUAUUACAUAUAAUAGUAUAUCUAAAACUGAGUGUAUUAAUUCUUGUAUGCAGUUUUGUGUAAGCGACGUUUAUGAUAUACUGAAAGUAAUCUGUUUUGUACGUUUAUUCUGCUCAGGUUGGCGCCAUAGUAGGUACUUGUUAUAACGAAAAUUUUAUUAGUUUUAUUACUUUUUCAAGGGUUUUCAGAAUCUAUUAUAUUAUAUCCUUAGGUACCAGAAAACUUCGCUUCCUCGUAUAGAAAUUAAACCAGAAUAUAAAUAUAUAUAUAAUUAUUUCAGAUACUCCUUUCUACUAUUUUAUUUGUAUCUUAUCUUACAUUACGUAUGACGUAAAAGAAAAUACAACGGUGUGAUAGUUGCAUUUCGAUCUAUAAGGUAUAAUAUCCAAAAUUAUAAAUGUAGCGACUUUACAGAGAGUUAUAAUUGUGUAGGUACGAAUAGCUUGCUUACGACCGACCAAAAUUUUGUAUAUUUGAUAAAAUACUUGAUAAUAAUACCUUUUUGUCUUUCCCAAUCAAUUAACCUUAUAAAUGAUAGUUCUAGAUGUUAUCUUUGUAUCGUAGAUUAAUUUGUUUUUAAAGUUUCUCACAUUUAUUAAAUAUUAAAAUUUAUAAAUGUCCCCAAAUGAUUAUGUAUGUUUCUGUGUAAUCUGUAUGCUUAAUAUAAGUUUGUACCGUCACACUACAUACGAAGCGUUUUCCGUUUCUCAUUGAAUGAACUGCGUUAAUACUAUGUGUAAAUGAAAAAAUAUUAUUAACAUUCGGUAUGUAGUGAGACUAUGCAAACUUAGUGUAAACGAACCACUGCUAAACGUAAAUAUAAAACUGUUUUUAUAGUAACUACAUUAAAAUGAUGUCCGUAUGUGCCAGUAUAUUAAAAUUAAUAUUUCGCGCAGCACCCAAAAUAAAUGAGUUUUCAUUGACAGCUGACAGUGACUUAAAUGGCGGGAUUUGCGAUUUUUUUUUUUUUUGUAAAUAUUUUUACCGCUCUGGAUACGAGUCCUUUUGAGCAAGGAUUUGCGAUAUGCCGUGUUAUUGUUCGCAGUCUUCAAAACCAGGCAUUCGUUCCAAUUAAUAACCUAGCAACAUUAGAAAAAUAUAAAUGCACUUUUCAUCACACAUAUUUCCGUUUAAAUUGUGUAAAUCCCGCUUAAUAACUACAUAUAUUAAUCAGUGUUUUAUUCAUUCAAACUACCAAUUAUUUCCGCUUUAACUAUAAAAUGUCAUUAUACUGAUACUUUGGUUAUUAUUUUUAUAAAGAAAUAGUAUAUUAUAUACAUAUCUAGAUAGUGUUCUUGAAUAUUCAAAAUACUCUUUUUUGGUAACAUUAUUAUAUUCUUAUAUACAUAUGAGUUAAUUGUGAAACUAUCGAAAUAGUUGAUUCAAAUGUGAGUUUUAAUAUUGGCUUUUUAUUUAACAUGAAACUACGUUUGUUACAAUUACUAAUGUUCUCAAUAAAAUACUUUAUACAAUUUCCUAA
This is a messenger RNA of Danaus plexippus (monarch butterfly), 4318 nucleotides long. RefSeq names its product synaptotagmin-16 (gene Syt14). The transcript is spliced from 11 exons. The coding region runs from base 102 to 1601 and encodes 499 amino acids. The record is from RefSeq and is a predicted model, not a curated record. Lineage: Eukaryota; Metazoa; Arthropoda; Insecta; Lepidoptera; Nymphalidae.